AUGGCCCCUUACUUACCACAGAGUGGGGCUGGUGGUGGUGGCAGUCCAUACUCUGAAGGCGGUGCUCUCUAUGCCCUAGGCUUGAUUCAUGCAAACCAUGGGGAGGGUAUCAAACAAUUUCUUCGUGAUAGCCUAUGCAGUACCAACGGAGAGGUUAUUCAGCAUGGUGCAUGCUUGGGUCUGGGCUUACCUGAGGAGUCAGGUGAUUCUCGGAGUGGACUUCACUUGUCUACCCCAAAGAGAAUGGUUGUUUCUCCCUUGAAGAAGCACGAAAUUAAGAAAUUGGCAAGGAGGAGAAAAAUUAAGAGAUGGAGUACACUGGAAGAAGACACUUUGAGAACUGGCGUGCAGAAGUUUGGUAGAGGGAACUAGAAGCUCAUCUUAA
This is a messenger RNA of Camellia sinensis, 385 nucleotides long. The record is from RefSeq and is a predicted model, not a curated record. NCBI's taxonomy places the organism in Eukaryota, Viridiplantae, Streptophyta, Magnoliopsida, Ericales, Theaceae.